AUGAGCUCAUCAUCCUCACAGAUAGAUAUUGAAAAGGCGCCUGUCACCAUGGAGAAGGCUGUCUCCUUGCCUGGUGUCACUGUCUCCGAGAGCAGAUCACAACCUAUUCAAGAAAUUUACGCUGACUCUGAAUUCGUCACCCUCGGUGGUUACACUUACAGAAGAACCCAACUGCUGACUGCGCUGGGUAUCGACGAGCACCGUGAGCAACAUACCCCAGUGGUGAAGAAGCUUGCCAACCCUGUGCCAUUGGGUCUAGCGUCCUUCUCCAUCUGUUGCCUUGUGCUGUCCUUGAUCAACGCCAACGUCCGCGGUGUCACCAGUAACCAGUUCGUUAUUUCCAUGUACAUGCUGUUCGGUGGUGCUAUUGAGUUGUUCGCAGGUCUGCUAUGUUUUGUCAUCGGUGACACUUUCUCCAUGACCGUCUUCUCUUCCUUCGGUGGUUUCUGGCUGAGUUACGGUUUAGACUUCGUGCCUUCCAUGGCCGCCAUUUCGGAGUACGACAAGGACCCUAACAUGCUGAACAACGUCAUCGGUUUCUACUUGGCCGCGUGGUGUGUGUUCACGUUCCUGAUGUUGAUGUGCUGCCUAAAGAGCGCUUGGGGUCUGUUCCUGCUGCUGUUCUUCCUAGACUUCACCUUUUUGAUGCUUUGUAUUGGUAACUUCAUCAACGACAACAACUGUAAGAUGGCAGGUGGUUAUUUCGGUAUUCUGGCAAGUGUAUGUGGUUUCUACAUGCUGUACUGCUGUGUCUCCUCAAAGGAGAACUCUUACGUCCCAUUGAGAGCCAUCAUGAUGCCAAACUAA
This is a messenger RNA of Nakaseomyces glabratus, 807 nucleotides long. It is a transcript of the gene ATO3, whose product is annotated as putative ammonium permease ATO3. The record is from RefSeq and is a predicted model, not a curated record. NCBI's taxonomy places the organism in Eukaryota, Fungi, Ascomycota, Saccharomycetes, Saccharomycetales, Saccharomycetaceae. Gene Ontology annotation, cellular component: plasma membrane. Gene Ontology annotation, molecular function: acetate transmembrane transporter activity.